Molecule: messenger RNA, 3812 nt
Organism: Myiozetetes cayanensis
Lineage: Eukaryota; Metazoa; Chordata; Aves; Passeriformes; Tyrannidae
Gene: SLC5A10
Product: solute carrier family 5 member 10
Biological process (GO): transmembrane transport
Cellular component (GO): plasma membrane
Molecular function (GO): D-glucose:sodium symporter activity
Source: RefSeq, a predicted model, not a curated record
CUGGAAGUGUCCAAGGCCAGGUUGGAGCAACCUGGGUUAAUGGAAGGUGUCCUUGCCCAUGGCAGGGGGAAGGAAUGUUUAAAGUCCCUUCCAACCCAAACUAUUCAGUGAUUCUGUGACUUGGAAUAUUGUGGGGGUUGGAAAUUCAAGCUGGUAAGAUCCAAAUCAGCUCACCACAGGUAAACUGGGUUUUUCUGAGGUUUCUUGCUUGGCCUGAAUGCGUGGAUGAGUUAAAAAAACACUCUGUAGUGCAGAGCUGAACUUGUUCAGGUUUGUUUUCCCGACCAUCCCUGGGCAGGUGUGGGUGGAAUGGCCAGACAGCUUCCAGAAGGCUUCCAGUCCCAGAGACUUGAAGUUCCUCACCUGUUGCACAGAGAGCAGUGGUGGAAUUUAGAGCAUUUAGAGGUGGUUUGGUUUAAUCUCCCCAUCGUGUCCUACAAAUGAGUAUAAAACUUUUGGCGUGUUCACAAGUGAAAAUUAACCUUUGUUGACACCAAUUCUCUGCUCGAGACAAACUUCCAAGGGCUUUGGAGGAUUCAUUGACUUCUGAGGAGAGAAGCAGGUGUUUUCCUUAAUGUUAAUGGAUACACCAGGCUGAUGUAUUCGCACUUGUCAGUGCUUUGGAUGUGUUAAUGCGGGUCACAUUCCAGCGGGGCAGCGAGGGGGAAGGUCAGCUCCUCUCCCGGAGCUGCUCCUGCUGCCACGGCGGCUCCUUCAAAGGGAGAGGAACGCUGAGCUGACUCAGUGACGGGCACAUUUAGUUGCACUGUGUUUAUUUUAUUAGUGAGACCUUGUGGAAGUGUGCUGCCACUUGGGAGUGAGCCAGGCGAGCCUCCAGCGCAGCAAACUGAUGGCUAAAUACCCAAAAAACGUGGAAUUCAAAGGUGGUUUCCUGUGUCUGUUCCAUUUUGGCCUUUAGGGAAUAACAACGUCUUCCUUUCUCCACAGCUCCCUGAAAGGAGAGUGCAGACAGUUGGUGGUCUCUUCUCCCAGGUAACAAGUGACAGGACAAGAGGAAACGGCCUCAAGUUGCACCAAAGGAGAUUUAGGUUGGAUAUUGGAAAAAAUUUCUUCAUGGAAAGGGCUGUCAAGCACUGGAACAGGCUGCCCAGGGCAGUGGUGGAGGGAUUUAAAAGCUGCGUGUAGAUGUGGCACUUGGGGAUGUGGUUUUAGUGGUGACACCGGAGUGCUGGGUUAAUGGUUGGACUGGAUGAUCUUGGAGGGCUUUCCCAACCUAAAUGAUUCCAGGAUUUGUGAUCCCCUCUGCGAGGGUUUCUCCUGGUCAGCCCUUGCUGCUGUUCACCCAACUCCUGUGUUCAGUCACUCCUCUAACACAGCAAACCCCCAGCCUUGCCUCGUUUCAUGCAGAGCAGUUCUGGUAUUGAUGAGGCCUCAAGAAUUCGGGGACAAACUGCAUCCACGGGGCUGGAGUGCUGGUCCUUUGGCUUUUCACUGGAGUGGUGGGGAAGGAGUGCAGCCUGUACAGCAUCACUGGGACAUUUUUUGUACCUGUUCAUUUGCGAGGCACCAAAACUGAGGUGGUUCAGCUCCUGGGGGAGCAGAGGGGCAGGAGGCAGCAGAGCCCACACUGCCCACCCAGGCGCCUUUGGAAGGGCAAUUCCUGCUGCCAGGUUGUUUAAUGAUAAAUGCCCUCGGGCUGCUGACGAGUUACUGAUUGAGUGACUGUCCAUGUGAGGCUGAGGAUGAAGAAGGAGGCAGAGGGAUGAUGGAGAGCAAUUCCACUGCAGGAGCCAUUUCCCCUUCACAGCAGUUCAGCCUUGCUGACCUUGUUGUGGUGGUGGCUUAUUUUUCCUUAAACGUUGGCGUGGGAAUAUGGUCUUCCUGCAGGGUGAACAGGAACACGGUCAGUGGCUAUUUCCUUGCUGGCAGAGACAUGGCCUGGUGGCCAAUCGGGGCCUCGCUCUUUGCCAGCAGCGAGGGCUCCUGGCUCUUCAGAAUCGCUGUCGCCGGCUUCGAGUGGAAUGCGACUUCUGCUCUUCUGGCACUCGCCUGGGUGUUCGUGCCAGUCUGCAUCUCAUCUGGGAUUGUCACGAUGCCCGAGUAUCUCCAGCGGAGGUUUGGAGGGGAGAGGAUCCGGGUGUACCUCUCCAGCCUGUCGCUCCUGCUCUCCAUCUUCACCAAAAUCUCAACAGACCUGUACUCUGGGGCCUUCUUUGUGCAAGUCUGCCUGGGCUGGGACCUCUCCCUCUCCACCGUGCUCGUGCUGGUGGUCACAGGGCUCUACACCAUUGCAGGUGGGUUGCUCAUCAUCCACUGGACCCACGCGCUGCAGACGCUCAUCGUGCUCCUGGGAGCCAUCGUGCUGGCAGUGAGAGCUUUUAACGAGGUCAGAGGGUACCCCAGCCUGGAAGAGGCCUAUCUAAGAGCGGUGCCGUCCAAGGUCGUUCCCAGCACUACCUGCCACCUGCCCAGAGCGGACGCCGUGCGCCUCUUCCAGAUCCCGCUCUCUGGAGACCCGCCCUGCACCGUGAUGACCCUCGAGCUGUCCGUCGUGGCCACGUGGUACAGGUGCACCGACCAGGUCAUCGUCCAGCGCUCGCUCUCUGCCAAGAGCCUGAGUCACGCCAAGGCUGGCUCUGUCCUGGCCAGCUACCUGAAGAUGCUGCCCCUGUUUGUCAUCAUCAUGCCAGGGAUGAUCAGCAGGGUCCUGUACCCAGGGCUUUGGAUGCAGUGGGGCCCAACACUGGGCUCUGCUCCUGGCCGCUCUGUUGGACUUUGCUCCCGCUUCCCACACUCUCCAGGAUCCCACCGAGGGGUUCCACGGCUGAGCUGAGCCCUGGGAUGGGCGUUUCGGCUGGAAUAUAACACUGCAGACACUGCCUUGCCCUCUGGAGCAUCUUCCACCCUCCCAGAUUCUGUGGCCUGUGUGGACCCCGAGGAGUGCACCCGUGUCUGUGAGGCUGCCGUGGGCUGUUCCAACAUCGCCUGCCCCAAGCUGGUGGUGGAGCUGAUGCCCAGCAGGCUGCGGGGUCUGAUGAUGGCAGUGAUGAUGGCAGCACUCAUGUCAUCCCUGACCUCCAUAUUCAACAGCAGCAGCACCCUCUUCACCACGGACAUCUGGAAGAAGCUGCGGCCGGCCGGUGACCGGGAGCUGCUCCUCGUGGCCAGGGUGAUCACAGUGGUGGUGGUGGCCCUCAGCGUGGUCUGGAUCCCCAUCCUGCAGAGUUCCAGUGGUGGCCAGCUCUACAUCUACAUCCAGGCUGUCACCAGCUACCUGGCUCCUCCUGUCACUGCUGUCUUCGUCCUGGCUGUCUUCUGGCCUAGUGCCCAGCCAGCCCCUAGAGAGGGGGAAAGCUGCUGGGAGAGGGGCUGGGGAAAUGGGGAUUCGGGUGAUAGUUUUUAUUUGUCGCACCUGGGAUAUGUGAUGUUUAAAUCCACUGGUGCAGUGAGCUGGGUGUUCUCAGCACUGAGUGUGUCCCAGGGGGUGUGAGGUGUGGGGGGCAUUUGUGGGGACAGCAAGUCCCUGGGAGGGGUUUGGGACAGGGAUUUGGGUGGGAAAAUGGGACCUGCAAAUGGAUCAAAACCACCACAAAGCAGCGGGGGCACGAGUUCAGUGACAGGACCACCAUGGCAACGGUCACACUCGUGGGCAUCACCCAAACACAUUUUACAGGCUCUAAAUAAUAAAAAAAAUACUAUAAAGCCACACUUUGCAGCUAUGAACAGCACCCACAGGACUGAAGCCCCCCGGAUCAGCCUGCCCUGGCACCCUGAGUCCCUUCAUCCUUCCAUGGGGUUGUGGAGCUGCAUCCCGGCUGCCCGCAGCCCUCCCUGGAGGUGAGUCUGUGCUU